AUCAAUACCCAACAUCACUGAAACAAAUCCCAUUAUCCCAAUCUCACUAAAUAAAAAGCCAUUCAAAACCCUAACUCUUCUUUUCAUUUCGUAUCCCAUCGGUCGCGGCGCCUCUUCCAUUUCACCACCACCACCAUCAUCAUCAAGCUUUACCAAUGGGGAUCGAUUUAGUCGCAGGAGGUAAGAGCAAGAAGACCAAAAGGACUGCUCCCAAAUCCGAUGAUAUUUACCUCAAACUUCUCGUCAAGAUUUACCGUUUUCUUGUAAGAAGAACUGGGAGCAAGUUCAAUGCUGUAAUAUUGAAACGCUUGUUUAUGAGCAAAGUUAACAAGCCUCCGCUAUCUCUCUCUAGGCUUAUUGAGUUCAUGAAAGGAAAGGAGGAUAAGAUUGCUGUGGUAGUGGGGACUGUGACAGAUGAUAUAAGGGUUUAUGAGGUUCCAGCUUUGAAGGUUACAGCUCUUAGGUUUACUGAGACUGCUAGAGCUAGGAUUGAGAAGGCUGGUGGAGAAUGUUUAACUUUUGACCAACUUGCUUUGAGAGCUCCAUUGGGUCAGAACACGGUUCUCCUCAGAGGUCCGAAGAAUGCACGUGAAGCAGUCAAACACUUUGGGCCGGCUCCUGGUGUGCCUCACAGCCACACUAAGCCAUAUGUGCGCUCAAGGGGCCGGAAGUUUGAGAGGGCCAGAGGACGAAGGAACAGCAAGGGGUUUAGGGUUUAAGAUGACUUCAGUGUUUGUUCUGAGGCUUGUUUUUCAUUUAUUACUGCAAACAAAAUUUUGCUAUACAUUAGGUUUCUCUGGCAUUUGUUUACUUCAUGUUGGAUUUUGUUUAAUUAUGGAGUAGUUUUCUGGUUGACAUUGACAUUCUUAAUUGAGAGUGUAGUUAAGUUAA
Molecule: messenger RNA, 891 nt
Organism: Gossypium raimondii (Peruvian cotton)
Lineage: Eukaryota; Viridiplantae; Streptophyta; Magnoliopsida; Malvales; Malvaceae
Product: 60S ribosomal protein L18-2
Exons: 5
Coding region: 156-719 (187 amino acids)
Biological process (GO): translation
Cellular component (GO): ribosome; cytosolic large ribosomal subunit
Molecular function (GO): structural constituent of ribosome; RNA binding
Source: RefSeq, a predicted model, not a curated record